Messenger RNA from Postia placenta MAD-698-R-SB12, 434 nucleotides. RefSeq lists its product as hypothetical. Bases 60 to 293 code for a protein of 77 amino acids. NCBI's taxonomy places the organism in Eukaryota, Fungi, Basidiomycota, Agaricomycetes, Polyporales, Adustoporiaceae. The transcript has 5 exons. The record is from RefSeq and is a predicted model, not a curated record. Gene Ontology annotation, molecular function: ubiquitin protein ligase binding; protein tag activity. Gene Ontology annotation, biological process: modification-dependent protein catabolic process; regulation of proteolysis; protein neddylation. Gene Ontology annotation, cellular component: cytoplasm; nucleus.
CUCUCUCCUUCCAGUCAACUCUCCUCCACGUUGUAUAUCUCUCCUCCCAAUAAGCCAAGAUGAUGAUCAAAGUCAAGACUCUCACUGGGAAGGAGAUCGAGCUCGAUAUCGACCCCGAAGACAAGAUCACACGUAUAAAGGAGAAGGUCGAGGAGCAGUCUGGUGUACCUCCACCCCAACAGCGCCUGAUCUUCGCUGGUCGGCAGAUGCCCGACGACAAGACAGCAAAGGACUUCAACAUCACCGCAGGCACAGUACUGCACCUGGUAUUGGCUCUCCGUGGGGGCUGCUAAACAUCACCCGCAUCGUGUGUAGACAUGCGGCAUUUGUUGUGCGAUUAAUGAAGAGAAGACGACCCUCCCAUUGUACUCUCGUGCUGUUACAUGUUGUGCUAUAUGACCUGCAUUCACGCUGUGCUUCACUAUUGCACAUGA